Messenger RNA from Misgurnus anguillicaudatus (oriental weatherfish), 3467 nucleotides. It is a transcript of the gene pde11a, whose product is annotated as phosphodiesterase 11a. Lineage: Eukaryota; Metazoa; Chordata; Actinopteri; Cypriniformes; Cobitidae. Gene Ontology annotation, biological process: signal transduction. Gene Ontology annotation, molecular function: protein binding; 3',5'-cyclic-nucleotide phosphodiesterase activity. The record is from RefSeq and is a predicted model, not a curated record.
GUUUUAAAUCAUGUAUUAAAUAAAGCGUUUUAAAUUUGUCUAUUCAUUUGUCAAUUUAAAAGUGUUUGAUUUAUUUUCAUUUCUAAAACUGGCACAAAAAAUCCUCCAUAUAAGAGGACUGAGUGUUUGUAAAACUAGUGUCCACUAGAGUGCGGCAACAGCAUCGUCAAUUCCUUAUGCAUUCCCUUACAUUCAGAUGAUAUACUGAUGCUUCAUACUGUAGAUACAUGAACGAUUUAAAAGAAGUAGACCAUAAAAUAGACACACAAUGUUUAGAUACGCAUGACAGAAAUAUUUAGGACUUCAUUUCCCAGAAUCACCGGGAAUCACCCUUGUGAUAACACGGUGCAGUGAUGAGAGGAUGAGAGGGAGAAAGAGGAAUGCGUGCCCGUGACGUCAGUGAGGCACCUCUGUCGCAUCAUCUCACUGGCGCUGCUUUAGAAUGAACGGAGAGGAGAGCGACAUCAAUCCGGUGUGAAUGUGCACGGAACCGCCGGAUCAUCGAGCUGGACCGCACAACUGAAAACGAAUGAUUCUCGGAGAAGCCAUUAUCUGAAGUUUGAGCUCUGCGCUCCUGCCAUCACAUAAAUGACCGUACACAAUAAGACUUUAUUUCGUUUCAUUUACAGAUAGCAGCAACGAUGGCGGGGACGAGCGUGGGAUUAUCCGACGUAGAAAGUUUCCUAGACGAGCACCCCGAAUUAUUAGAGGACUAUUUGAACAGAAAGAGGAAGCACGGGUUGGUGGAAAAGUGGCUGAAGAACCACCAAGAGACGAAAACUCCGGCGAACUCCAGCGCGGAACCGGAGAAAAGCGCAAACGCCGCCGCCGCCGCUAGUAAAGACAGCUGGGCGAGCAGGAGCGACGGUCUGCAGAGACGAGCAUCCCAAAAAGAGCUGCGGAAAACCUUCGCCAGGUCCAAAGCCAUCAAUGCCAACCGGACCUACGACGAGCACGUGAACUCCCGAGCCCAGGAGCCGCUGACCAGCAUGCGGAGACGCGCGCUUUUGCGCAAAGCCAGCUCGUUACCGCCGACCACCGCGCACAUCCUCUCCGCUCUGCUCGAGUCCCGGGUCAACAUCCCACAGUACCCGUCCACCGCCGUGGACUACAAGUAUUACCUGAAGGAGCACAACGAGAGGGAGUUCUUCCUGGAGCUCGUCAAAGACAUCUCCAACGACCUGGACCUGACCAGUCUCAGCUACAAGGUCCUGGUGUUCGUGUGCAUCAUGGUGGACGCAGACCGCUGCUCGCUGUUUUUGGUGGAGGGUCCGGCCAACAAGAAGACUCUGGUGUCCAAGUUCUUUGAUGUUCACGCAGGAACCGCAGUGUUGCCCUCGCUGAGGAACUCGGAUGAGGUGCAGGUUCCCUGGGGAAAGGGAAUCAUCGGAUACGUGGCUGAACAUGGAGAAACUGUCAACAUUCCCGACGCCUAUCAGGAUCAUCGUUUCAGUGAUGAGAUCGAUAAACUCACAGGAUAUAAGACCAAGUCUUUGCUGUGUAUGCCAAUCAGAAACAGUGAUGGAGAGGUCAUCGGGGUCGCACAGGCCAUCAAUAAGAGUCCUCAUGGAGCGCUCUUUACCGAAGACGACGAGAAGGUGUUACAGAUGUAUCUGCCCUUCUGUGGUAUCGCCAUCUCAAAUGCCCAACUGUUUGCUGCCUCGCGGAAAGAGUACGACAGAAGCCGGGCUCUUCUGGAGGUUGUGAAUGACCUGUUUGAGGAACAGACUGAUCUGGAGAAGAUUGUGAGGAAGAUCAUGCAUCGAGCUCAGACUCUGCUGAAAUGUGAACGCUGCUCGGUCCAGUUGCUGGAGGACAUUGAAUCUCCGGUGGUGAAGUUCACAAAGUCUUUUGAGCUUCUGUCACCCAAGUGCAGUGCUGACAUGGAGAACAGCUUCAAAGACAGCAUGGACAAAUCCUCGUACUCUGAUUGGCUGAUUAAUAACAGUAUAGCAGAGUUGGUCGCGUCCACUGGACUGCCUGUGAACAUCAGCGACGCCUAUCAGGACCCACGCUUUGAUGCUGAAGCAGAUCAGUUUUCUGGCUUUCAUAUUCGCUCAGUCCUGUGUGUCCCUAUCUGGAAUAGUAACCACCAAAUCAUAGGUGUUGCUCAGGUCUUAAACAGAUUGGAUGGGAAACCGUUUGAUGAUGCUGAUCAGAGACUGUUUGAGGCAUUUGUGAUAUUCUGUGGACUUGGAAUCAACAACACUAUAAUGUAUGACCAAGUGAAGAAGUCCUGGGCUAAACAGUCUGUUGCUCUGGAUGUGUUAUCGUAUCAUGCCACAUGCUCAAAGACUGAAGUGGAUAAGUUUAAGGCAGCAAACAUCCCUCUGGUGUGUGAGCUGGGCAUUGAUAAACUAUCAUUUGAUGACUUCUCUCUGGAUGUGGAUGCCAUGAUCACUGCAGCUCUGCGCAUGUUUAUGGAGUUGGGAAUGGUGCAAAAAUUCAAGAUCGACUAUGAGACUCUUUGUCGUUGGCUGUUGACAGUGAGGAAGAACUACCGCAUGGUUCUGUAUCAUAACUGGAGACACGCCUUCAAUGUGUGCCAGUGCAUGUUUUCAAUGCUGACAACGGCUGGAUUUCAGGAGACGCUGUCGGAGAUGGAGAUUUUGGCCCUGAUAGUCGGCUGUAUUUGCCAUGAUUUGGACCACAGAGGAACAAACAAUGCAUUCCAGGCCAAGACAGGCUCAGCUCUCUCUCUCUUGUACGGGACAUCAGCAACACUUGAACAUCAUCACUUUAACCACGCUGUCAUGAUCCUACAGAGCGAGGGUCACAAUAUCUUCUCUAAUCUGUCCUCACAUGAGUACAGUGAACUCAUGCAGCUCCUAAAACAAUCCAUUCUGGCUACAGACCUCACACUUUACUUUCAGAACAGAAAUUCCUUCUUUGAGCUGGUAAAUAAAGGUGAAUAUAACUGGAAUGUGAAGGAUCACAGAGAUAUGUGCAGGUCAAUGUUGAUGACGGCAUGCGAUCUGGGAGCUGUGACUAAACCCUGGGAGAUAUCACGUAAGGUGGCGGAGCUGGUGACCAGUGAGUUUUUCGAACAGGGAGACAGAGAGAGAUCAGAACUGAAACUCACUCCAUCGGCUAUUUUUGACCGAAACCGUAAGGAUGAGCUGCCAGGGUUACAGCUGGAAUGGAUCGAUGGCAUCUGUGCUCCGCUGUAUGAGACUUUUGCCAAGUUAAACCCUAAACUGCAGCCGAUGGUUGAACUGAUCAAGGGCAACCGUGCAAAAUGGGAGGAACUUCACCACAGGCACCAACGCAGUCAGGAAACCAGCAGUCCUGGAAGUUCAUGCGACGGCGACACCACAGCAUCCAGCUGCAACUGCGCAAGCUAACUCAUGGGACCGAUACGACACGUUUUGCCAAACGCUUCUCUUUGACCGCAGUGUUGCACGCGCAGGAGGAGUUUUAUCCUUUGCUGCACGCUUCAGACCGGCAGGUGUAACCUCAACCGUCUG